GCAUUUCUGGAAUUUCUCAUCUUUUAUUACGCGAUCGAGUCUUUCAAGGAAUAAUAUAACUGGACAAUCAAUAGAGAUUUUAUUGUUCCAACCGCGCAUGUGCACAACUGUCUGAGCACAACACCGAUAGUUUACUUUCCUGUUAACUCCCCGCCUAAUUGAUUGUGAAUCCACUUCAAAUUAGUUUUCUUUCCCCAUGGAACCGUAACAGAUGAUGAGAAGAGAGGGCAUGGAGAUCAACUAAAAAAAGACCAGCCCAGGCCAAAGUCUACCACACUACUGUGAUUUAGUUCCUGGAUAGGUUCAGGAAAAGGACGUAAACGAAAUACUGAUCCUAAUGUUUGAUGUUAAAGAUCGAAAGCCUGGAAAAUUCAAACCAUGAAGCGACAGAAUGUGAGGACGCUUUCACUAAUCGUCUGCACCUUUACAUACCUUCUGAUUGGAGCCGCUGUCUUUGAUGCUCUCGAGUCAGAAAACGAAAUCAAGCUUAAGAAUAAACUACUGCAGGAAGAACGAGAUUUCAUAGAGAAAUUUAACAUCAGUGAUACAGACUUUGAAGAAAUCAGAAUAAAUGUUUUGCGGUCCAAACCUUACAAAGCCGGGGUCCAGUGGAAAUUCUCAGGAGCUCUGUAUUUUUCUCUGUUGGUUGUAUCCCUCAUAGGUUAUGGCCAUAGCACGCCUAAGACUGUGUUCGGAAAAAUAUUCUGUAUGCUAUACGCACUUGCUGGAAUCCCGCUUUGCAUGAUUAUGUUUCAAAGUGUUGGUGAAAGACUAAACACAUUUGUGACCUACCUUUUGAAAAAUAUCAAAAAAUGUUUCAGGUUCAAGAAGGCUGAAGUUUCUCAAACCGACGUUUUGUUCAUUACCUUAAGUUUGUCUACACUAAUCUUGACAACAGGGUCGCUGUUGUUCUCUGAACUGGAGAACUGGCCAAUCAUUAACUCCGUCUACUACUGCUUCAUUACGCUGACUACGAUUGGGUUUGGUGAUUACGUAGCUAUGCAGAAGGAAAAUAUUCUCCAAACUCGACCAGGUUAUGUAUUGUUCGUUCUCCUUUUUAUUCUCAUUGGAUUGACAGUGAUAUCCGCAGCCAUGAAUCUCUUGGUGCUUCGUUGUUUGACUUUAAAUAGCGAAGACGAAAAAAGAGAUGAGAUGGAGGCUGCGGAAGCUGCGCGGAAUGCCGUGCGAUUGAAUGGUGACGUCAUCACUGGAAAUGGUGGAGUAGUUUCGAAUGCAAACGAAACUCCUGAGUAUCAAGACGCUAUAUCAGUUUGCUCUUGUUCCUGUUACAAAUGGAGGUCUCCAAACAGUGGAAAAAUACACAACUCCAAUCCUAACAUUAAUCAUGUGACGUCAUUCAGUAUCGCCAAAGAGGACGAAAUGUCGGAAGAAACAGAUUCAUUUCUUCACUGGCAAAAGACAAAGCGAGCCUCGUUCUGAUAAUGUCGAUAAACAAUUGCCAUUUUGUGCCAUAUGUAAUUUACUUUUAAAGUGUUAAAUACUGAGAAUAU
Molecule: messenger RNA, 1511 nt
Organism: Saccostrea echinata
Lineage: Eukaryota; Metazoa; Mollusca; Bivalvia; Ostreida; Ostreidae
Product: two pore potassium channel protein sup-9-like
Exons: 4
Coding region: 379-1440 (353 amino acids)
Biological process (GO): potassium ion transmembrane transport; stabilization of membrane potential
Cellular component (GO): membrane
Molecular function (GO): potassium ion leak channel activity
Source: RefSeq, a predicted model, not a curated record